Molecule: messenger RNA, 2400 nt
Organism: Phragmites australis (common reed)
Lineage: Eukaryota; Viridiplantae; Streptophyta; Magnoliopsida; Poales; Poaceae
Product: L-type lectin-domain containing receptor kinase SIT2-like
Exons: 1
Coding region: 172-2196 (674 amino acids)
Biological process (GO): protein phosphorylation
Cellular component (GO): plasma membrane
Molecular function (GO): protein kinase activity; carbohydrate binding; ATP binding
Source: RefSeq, a predicted model, not a curated record
AGUCGUCGGUCAUCGAUCUACUCGUGGCGUGCAAGUUGCAAUGGCCUGCCACAGUAAAUCAACAAUAAAAACGUACUCGGUAGGGUAUAAUAAAACCUAAUCCAUAGUACUCAAUUCGGCCCAAAUGAAUAGCCUGUGAACUCGCCUUUGUUGAAUCCUUACAGUCCCGAAAUGGAGCAUCGUCCCGUGUCCUGCUUCCUUGUGCCCUUCCUCCUCCUCUGCUUUAGCCUCGGCCUUCCGUGCUUCUGCGCCGCCGGCGACGAGCACUUUGUCUUCUCCGGCUUCGCCGGUGCCAACAACCUCGCCCUCGACGGCACGGCCACGGUCACCCCCCAAGGACUCCUUGAGCUGACGAACAACGAGGAGAAUAUCGAAGGCCACGCGUUUUUCCGGACUCCAUUUCAGUUCAAGGAGUCGCCCAAUGGCACGAUGCAGUCCUUCUCGGCCACCUUCGUCUUCGCCAUCGUCUCCGACUACCCCGGCGCCAUUAGUAGCGACGGCAUGGCCUUCCUCGUCGCCCCGAGGACAAACUUCUCGGACGCGGCGUCGGCUUCUCAGUACUUGGGCUUCCUCAACAGCACCGCCACCAACCACACCUUCGCUGUCGAGCUCGACACCGUCGACAACCUGGAGCUGGGAGACAUCGACAACAACCAUGUCGGUAUCCACGUCGCCAGCCUCUACUCCUUGCAAUCUCACGCUGCUGCCUUCUACGACGACAAGGACGGUAUGUUCAAGAACUUGAGCCUCAUUAGCGGCGAGGCCAUGCAGUUGUGGGUAGACUAUGAUGCGAAGGCCAAACAAAUCGAUGUCACUUUGGCCCCCAUGGGAGUGGCCAAGCCAUCAAAGCCUUUGCUCUCAAAAAUCUCUGACCUCUCAACUGUGAUCACUGAGCAAGCAUUUGUUGGUUUCUCUGCUGCGACUGGACCGAUCAAAUCGUGGCACUGUGUGCUCGCCUGGAGCUUCGCCAUGAACGGACCUGCUCCGGCCAUUGAUUUCAACAGGAUGCCAAAGCUGCCAAACUCCGGCCAUAAGACAGCUCUGUCAAAGAUCUUGCAGAUUGCAUUACCGAUAGCCGCUUCAACGUUAAUUUUGGCUACAUGCGUUGCAGUUAUCCUAAUCGUGCGAAGGCAGCUGACAUAUGCUGAGUUAAGGGAAGAUUGGGAGGUCGAGUUCGGGCCACACCGGUUCUCGUACAGGGAUCUGUUCCAUGCGACGGAAGGAUUCAAGAACAAGAACAUACUCGGCGUAGGAGGGUUUGGUAAGGUGUACAAAGGAGUGCUUCCCAAGUCUAAAUUAGAGGUUGCAGUGAAGAGGGUGGCCCAUGAUUCAAACCAGGGGAUAAAGGAGUUCAUCUCUGAAGUUGUCAGCAUUGGUCACCUGCGCCAUCGCAACCUCGUGCAGUUACUUGGUUAUUGUCGAAGGAAGGGUGAGCUUCUUUUGGUAUAUGAUUAUAUGCCAAAUGGUAGCCUCGAUAAGUAUCUGUAUGGUGAAGAGGACAAACCUAUACUAGAAUGGGCUCAAAGGUUUCAGAUUAUCAAAGAUGUGGCCUCUGGGUUGUUCUAUCUCCAUGAGAAGUGGGAGCAGGUCGUCAUCCACCGAGACAUCAAAGCAAGCAACGUGCUCCUCGACGGUGGAAUGGUCGCGCACUUGGGUGAUUUUGGCCUCGCGAGGUUGUACGACCAUGGCACCAGCCUACAGACCACGCAUGUGGUUGGCACCAUGGGGUAUAUCGCCCCCGAGCUCGCACGCACAGGCAAGGCGUCCCCUCUCACAGAUGUCUACGCCUUCGGCACGUUCCUCCUCGAGGUCACCUGCGGCCGGCAGCCGGUCAUCAACAGCGUGCAGCACGGCCGGAAGAUGUUGGUCGACCGGGUGCUCCAGUACUGGCGCAGAGGUGCACUCGCCGAGACAGUGGAUUCGAGGCUGCAAGGACACUACAACGCCGACGAGGCAUGCCUGGUGCUGACGCUUGGAUUAAUGUGCUCGCACCCGUUCCCAAGUGAAAGGCCUACCAUGAGGCAAGUCAUGCAGUACCUCGACGGAGACACGCCGCUACCAGAGCUGACGCCGGCGAGCAUGAGCUUGCUGAGCCUGAUGCAAAACGAAGGGUCGUUCGACCAGUCCGUCCUGCAGUAUCCAUGGUCGGCGACUAGCAUGAGCACGAUGACAGCCGGCAUCUCAGUUGGAAGAUGACGAAGUAUGUAGAUCGUAUCUUGAAGUGUAUGAGUAAGGCCACUUUGGUAGCUGUUCUUCUUGGUUGUGGUGCAAUAAGAUAUGUAUGGUGUAUUUGCUCACUUGUAAAUCCACACGUGGGGUUCACUCUUGUAAAUCCAUGGAAAAUGUAAUGGUUUUAUCAUUUUGUAAGUUGCUUGGUGUUUUGUGAAGUCCAUUAUUUCC